ACAGCAGCUUUAAAUUUUCUCACUCCUUUAAGAAACUUUAUAGAAGGAGAUUAUAAAACAAUUGCUAAAGAAAGGAAGCUACUACAAAAUAAGAGACUGGAUUUGGAUGCUGCAAAAACCAGACUAAAAAAGGCAAAAGCUGCAGAAACUAGAGCUUCAUCUGAACAGGAAUUAAGAAUAACUCAAAGUGAAUUCGAUCGUCAGGCAGAGAUUACCAGACUUCUGCUAGAAGGAAUUAGCAGUACACACGCCCAUCACCUCCGCUGUCUGAAUGACUUUGUAGAAGCCCAGAUGACUUACUAUGCACAAUGUUACCAGUACAUGUUAGACCUUCAGAAACAACUGGGAAGUUUUCCAUCCAGUUAUCAUUCUAACAACAAUCAGACUUCCGUGGUACCUGUACCAUCUGCUUCAUCAAAUGUGAUUGGUUCUUCUGCCAUGACUUCAAGUGGCCUAGUAAUGACCUCUCCUUCCAACCUUAUUGACCUUAAGGAGGGCAAUGGCAGCAGAAAGGCCAGGGUUCUAUACGAUUAUGAUGCUGCAAACAGUAGUGAAUUAUCCCUUCUUGCAGAUGAGGUGAUCACUGUGUUCAGUGUCGUUGGAAUGGAUUCAGACUGGCUAAUGGGGGAAAGGGGAAAUCAGAAGGGUAGGGUGCCAAUUACCUACUUAGAACUGCUCAAUUAAAUAGGUGGACUAUGGAAAGAUUAUCCAUCAUGACACCCUAUUUAUAUACAACUAACUCUAAAUAAAGCAGGUUUAGUAUCUUCCAUGUUAAUGUCUUAAAGAGACUGGAAAGAAAAUACCAGCCAUCAGAAACGGGCUUUCUGCCAAUAAAAUUGCUUGGUAACUAUUUCAUUACAGAAUUUAUGUUAGAACUUUCAUACCAAGAAUGUUUUCUUACAAAAUUCUCUUUCUACUGAGGUUUCACUAAUAAGCAGCUUCUACUUUUGAGCCCCAACUUAAAACAGAAGAACUGUUUUCUACUGAAUUUUUCAUUAAUGGCAAGCUUUUUCUUUUCUGUAAAAUAAAUUUAUUGUGAAUUGAAAA
Molecule: messenger RNA, 1047 nt
Organism: Myotis myotis
Lineage: Eukaryota; Metazoa; Chordata; Mammalia; Chiroptera; Vespertilionidae
Product: endophilin-B1-like
Exons: 1
Biological process (GO): membrane organization
Cellular component (GO): membrane; cytoplasm
Molecular function (GO): protein binding
Source: RefSeq, a predicted model, not a curated record